Vespula pensylvanica (western yellowjacket) is the source of this 916-nucleotide messenger RNA. RefSeq lists its product as uncharacterized. The coding region runs from base 368 to 805 and encodes 145 amino acids. The record is from RefSeq and is a predicted model, not a curated record. The transcript has 2 exons. NCBI's taxonomy places the organism in Eukaryota, Metazoa, Arthropoda, Insecta, Hymenoptera, Vespidae.
UACCAUGGCGCUAAUGAUUACAAAUGGCCGAACCUCGAUGUACUUACGCCGUCUAAAAGGACGAGUCGAGUGAUCGAUCGAUCCCUCUUCCCAAUAUCGCUUGAUUCGAUUUAGGUCUCUCGCGUUCGUGCCGUGCCACGAAAUUAUCCACGCGCUCUUUCUUCCUCCGAAGUACAAAUUUGGUGAAUCCAUACGCGGACACGUGCGCGAUCCUCGUGCCUCGAAUCGAAUAACGAAUUCGAAGAUAUCCCUUUUUUUUUGUUUUCCUCUAGAAGACGAUGCGCCGUCGCGAGAAACUGUCCUACGAUCUAAAAUGUCUCUUUAAUCCGUUCGAAGUGUGAAGGAUCGGACGAGGAUCGGGGCAAUCAUGACGAUGCAGAACAAAUCGACGCAAAGUGGGAUCGAAGUGGGCAAGAGCGUAAUGAUCAUAGAGAGAAAAAGGAAAUUGUCUAUUCCGAAAGAUCUUAAUCUGAUAACUUGUUGGAAUAUCAUGGGACCGGAAUUAGCCGAAGAAUUCGAAGAAGGUUACACGCAUAUCCCGUACAUCCUCGAUACGAAUGCAUACAAAAUCGGAUAUAUUUUCGUGCCGAUCGAGUCAAUGAUCGAGUGCCUUUGCGUAACCGAGGAGAUCGUCAAAGUUCUCGGUCCUCUCGACAAUUUCGUCGUAAAAAGCAAAACGAACGAAAAAUUUUUGGAUCUUGAAAACAACCUUUCGAAGAGGCAACCUGACUCGCCGAAUUUACGGGUAAAAUAUUUCGUAUCGGUCCGGUGCCCGCACGAACAAUUUUCCUUGAGUUUCAGAUGAUACUGUUCAAUAAAAAAAGAGAGAUCGUAUUCACUGGAUACGACUGUCAAUUUCUAGAUAUAUCCGUAGACAUGAUCGCCGAGGGUAAUAUAAUGAUCGAUCGAUCUUUGA